AUGGCGGAAAUGCAGAUCAUCGAUGGACAACCUUUGUCUCACACGUCUUUGCAGCUUGACAGUUCUGAACCGCCGUGGCUUAUAAGUCGCACUUUAUUCGCAGCCGGGAGCGCUGUCACGAAAGAUAUAGCAAGCAGUGUCAGCGAUGACUCGUUGAUCAGCAACGGCAUUGCCCAGCAAAACUUGGAUGUCAUGGUGCUGAAAAAUAUCUUCGAUACACCCUUUUCAUGGGACAAUGAUGAAGAAGAAUUAGUACGCCGUGUCUCAUUCGAAACACCAGAGACAUAUUGUCCCGUUUACCUUUCUGCACGUGUAAACCAUGACAGAAUUUUAUCGAGAGCCACCGAGUUGUGGCAAAUGGACGAGGGCGAGAUUUCCGAGCCGGCAUCUCUACCAGAGGGCAUGCGCUUCAUCGAUUGCUACAGCGACUCGACAGAAGGAAUCGCCGUCGAGACCUCGCAGGUGCGGUACGCAGCGUUGAGUUAUGUUUGGGGCCGCCCCCCUCAAGAAGACCAAGAGAGCGUCAGCGCGACCAAGAUGCCUCACGCCACCAUUCCAGCUACCAUUCGAGAUGCCAUGACUGUGGUGCGAAAACUUGGCAUACGGUAUCUUUGGGUUGACAAGUACUGCAUCGAAGAAAGCAGUAAACAUGUAAUGAUUAGUCAAAUGGGCAAGAUCUACAAGUCGGCACUGAUCACCAUUGUUGCUGCAGCCGGAGAGAACCCAAAUCACGGCCUUCCCGGGGUGACGUUCAUGUAUCAUCUGAAGUAUCACCAGGCGAAAAAAGAAAUCAAAAUACAAAACGUAUGGACCGAAAUCGCAUCCUCCAAGUGGUCCACUCGUGCAUGGACAUUUCAAGAAGGCGCACUUUCACCAGUCAACCUCUUUUUCACACCGACUCAAUGGGUACUCGAGUCCGAAUCGGCGAUAGCCUCGGACACCCAGGGCAGCACCCAGAUCGGCUCGAAACACUCGGAUCAAGGCGUGCACUACAUUUUCCAAGCCACUAACGAGUAUGCCUCACGAGACCUGACCUAUCCUUGCGACUCUCUGAGCGCGUUCCUGGGCGUACUGGAAAACUGGCAAUCUGCGGAUUACUCUCACCUAUCGGGCGUCCCUCACAAUACCAAGUAUGGUCGGGGCGAUAGUCUCAGUUUUGGCGUAUUCCUGCACGGGAUCCUCUGGGGAUGUCACCAGAUAGAUCUUGUCCGGGUCCCAAACGUCCCAUCUUGGACGUGGGCCGGUUGGCGAGGAUUCACCAAACAAGAUCGCCCGUACGGCCAGUUCGACCUAACCAAUUACUACAAGAUCUUACGCGCAUGGAAACACAAGGACGUGCCAGAUAUUGACAUCAAAAUUUAUCUGAACGACGCGCCAUACAGUUUAUGGGCAUGGGAUGGCGAAGAAUUGAUCGCGAAACUCAACGAAAACAAUGAAAAGGGUAAUCUUGUCGACACGCUUCAUAUUACUGGGUGGAGCGUCGUCGAACUGGCCUAUAGUCAAAUUUCCGAAUUCGAGGUGCGGUGGGAUAGCAUCGCUUUCCUAGACCGGCACAAAGAUCGCCACCUGGUCAUGCUCAUUGUAUUUUGGCCGUCGCCGCCCGGGGAAAACACCUAUCUUAGUUCGGGACCUCAAAUUCUAGUGCUCGGGAAAGCGUCCGAUACCAAGGAUGCCUACCAUCGGUUGGGAAGAUUGCUCUGGGACACAACUGGAGGCUUGAAUCCAGAACAAGUUGCCAUCGAGGGGCAAUACUUUAAAAGGCGCUCAUUUACAUUAAAAUAG
Pestalotiopsis fici W106-1 is the source of this 1782-nucleotide messenger RNA. RefSeq lists its product as uncharacterized. NCBI's taxonomy places the organism in Eukaryota, Fungi, Ascomycota, Sordariomycetes, Amphisphaeriales, Sporocadaceae. The record is from RefSeq and is a predicted model, not a curated record. Bases 1 to 1782 code for a protein of 593 amino acids. The transcript has a single exon.